CGUGGAGUCAUUAAAGCGUAAAGUAGCCCAACAAGAGAAAUGUCGCAAAACAAAACGUACCUGACAAAAUGAAAAAAAGAGAUUAAAAAAAUAAAUGAACGCGUGUGUAUGACAGUAAACUGACGUAAAGACACUGAAACAUCAGUCACAUUAACUCUUUUGAUCGCUUUUUGUUCUGAGGAGGAAAUCAGCCGUGACCUCGUGUUCCGUUUCCUUCCUGAACAAACAAACCGAGGCUUUUUCUCUCGUUUGUGGAAAAGUUUGUCCGCACACACACACACGUGCGUGCACGAGCGAGCACGCGCCACGUGCGUGCACAGCCGGCUGUUUAAACAGGAAGGGGUGGCACGGAGGAGGAGCCGCUGCCUCUUUCCAAGUUUUUUGUUUUGCCCGGCCCAGCGCCUCGUCUUCCCCGCACUUCCACCAACACUAACCUGGUAAACACCUCUGCCCCGACGCGUCAACCAAACGCCACCAAAAACCCCUAAAAUGUACCGGUACCUCGGCGAGCUGCUCACCCGGGGAGCGGGCAGCGUCCUGGCCUCGGGCUGCGCCGAGUCGGCGCUCCCGGCUUCCGCGUCGCUGCUGCGGCACCGCGGCUACAGCCAGGCCGUGGACCGGGACGAUGACCCCAACUUCUUCAACAUGGUGGAGGGCUUCUUCGACCGGGGGUCCGCUAUCGUGGAGGAUCAGCUGGUGGAGGACCUGAGGAACCGGGAGACCCCCGAGCAGAAGAGGCACCGGGUCCGCGGCAUCCUGAAGAUCAUCAAGCCGUGCAACCACGUCCUGAGCGUCUGCUUCCCCAUCAAGAGGGACAACGGAGAGUGGGAGGUGAUAGAGGGAUACCGGGCUCAGCACAGCCAGCACAGGACGCCCUGCAAGGGAGGUAUCCGGUACAGUACAGAAGUGUCUGUAGAUGAGGUGAAAGCUCUGGCCUCGCUGAUGACCUACAAGUGUGCUGUCGUCGACGUGCCGUUUGGUGGAGCCAAAGCUGGAGUGAAGAUCAACCCGAGGAAAUAUUCGGACAACGAGUUGGAGAAAAUCACCAGGAGGUUCACCAUCGAGCUCGCCAAGAAAGGCUUCAUCGGUCCCGGGAUCGACGUUCCCGCUCCCGACAUGAGCACCGGAGAGAGGGAGAUGUCCUGGAUCGCCGACACCUACGCCACCACCAUGGGACACCAUGACAUCAACGCUCACGCCUGCGUCACCGGGAAACCCAUCAGCCAGGGAGGAAUCCACGGCCGCAUCUCCGCCACCGGCCGAGGAGUUUUCCACGGCAUCGAGAACUUCAUCAACGAGGCCGCCUACAUGAGCCAGCUGGGCAUGUGCCCCGGCUUCCAGGACAAGACCUUCGUCAUCCAGGGUUUCGGUAACGUGGGUCUCCACACGAUGCGCUACCUGCACCGCUUCGGGGCCAAGUGCGUGGGCAUCGGCGAGGUGGACGGGAGCAUCUGGAACCCCAGCGGCAUCGACCCCAAAGAGCUGGAGGACUACAAACUGGCCAACGGCACCAUCGUCGGUUUCCCGAACUCGACGCCGUACGAGGAGAACAUCCUGGAGGCCGACUGCGACAUCCUGAUUCCUGCCGCCAGCGAGAAGCAGCUGACCAAGGCCAACGCCCACAAGAUCAGGGCCAAGAUCAUCGCCGAGGGAGCGAACGGGCCGACGACGCCCGACGCCGACCGCAUCUUCCUGGAGAGAAACAUCAUGGUGAUCCCGGACUUGUACCUGAACGCCGGCGGCGUGACCGUCUCCUACUUCGAGUGGCUGAAGAACCUGAACCACGUGAGCUACGGCCGCCUCACCUUCAAAUACGAGAGGGAUUCAAACUACCACCUCCUCAUGUCUGUGCAGGAGAGUCUAGAGAGGAAGUUUGGGAAACACGGCGGUUCGAUUCCCAUCGUGCCAACAUCUGAGUUCCAGGCCCGGGUCGCUGGAGCGUCUGAGAAGGACAUCGUGCACUCAGGACUCGCCUACACCAUGGAGCGCUCUGCCAGGCAAAUCAUGCGAACAGCCAAUAAGUACAACCUGGGUUUGGACCUGCGGACGGCGGCGUACGUCAACGCCAUCGAGAAGGUCUUCAAGGUCUACAACGAGGCCGGUCUCACCUUCACAUAGACAGACAGACAGACAGGCAGGCAGACAGACAGAGAGACAGACAGACAGGCGUCCAUCACUCUGUCUGCCUGCUCCCCGUCCCCCAUCCCUCCCCCCUCCUCCUCCUCCUUCCUCCUCGACCUUUCUUGACCUCUGUAGGAAUUUCUCUCAGCCUCUAAAGCCUUCACACAGCGUAUCCAAAGUUUACAGUUUUGCACAAGAACACGUAAAAAAGAAAGAAAAAAAAAGAAAUGAGUGGAAAACACGAGCAGAAAAGCGAGCACGCGAAGACGCCCCCCCCCCCGCGGGUCUCCGUGCGCGUCGUCACUUCUUCUUAAAAUGGAAAGAUUGUUGUUUUUGUCAUUCCUUCUCCUCCAUAAAGCUGUUCCUGUUAUCUUCUUCUCAAGGGAGCUGAAAAAAAAAAACAAAAACCAAAAAAAAAAAAAAAAAAAAAAACGCCAAAACUCUUGGGUUGGACAGCUUUCGCCCUCGCUCCCUCGCCGCGCUGCUUCCCGGUGAUCACCGAGCGCCUGAGCGCCCCCUGCAGCAUCUACCCAGACGCAGAGUCGCACUCAUCACUUACAGGUGCAUAUUAAUGAUGAAUCAGAUGAAACACAAAGCCUUAACGCCUGGGGGUUCUCCCAAGGCUCAGUGUUGGUCUGCAGCACACUGAGACAAAUACAUAAAUAUAUAUAUAUAUUCUAUAGGUCACAAUACGAGAGCUUGUAUAGUUAUUUUUUCUUUUUAUAUAACGGAUAAAGGAGUGCACUCGUGCCUCGCUUUGAUUCAGGACUGUCUCUUUAAAUAGAAACGCCGGCCGCCGUAGGGCCGCCAUUUUGGUGCACGCACAAAGCCGACUGACUUUAGCUGUUACUUGUUUGGACGUUCGGCGAUGAGUUCCCACGUUCCUCAGCGGGUUCCCUGCUUUCUAACUCCAGGUUCUUCGGGUGAAUUUGGGUUUGGCUCUAAAUUUGGUUCCAAAUUAAAGAAGUAUUCCAACAUUUUGGGUAAAAUCUCCUUUUCCCGACUUUUCCCCAGACUGAGACCAGAUGUUGGACACCGUCUCCACCUCUGGACGUCCACUGGUUCAGUCCCUAUGGGUAGCAUCGCCUGUUAGCUUAGCACAAAGACUUGAAGUCUAUGGGAGUCGUUAGCCUGGAUCAUCAGGUUCAGAGGCCUCAUGCAGAGCUCGCCUCACCGACGCUGCGUUCACCUCAGCAGCAGAACACACACCAACGUCACAAAGUUAAAGUCUUAACUGUUCAUUUAAGAAAAUAUUUUUACGACAGGCAGAGGCGGUUUAUUGGUUAAGAAAAUAAUAAUUCCUGAUACAAACAGCAUUCAGUCUGGAUUUAUUUGCAUUUAACGGCCGCCAGUUUCAUCAUUCACCUCUGAGUCGGAUUUAUCUGGACCUUCAGAAAAAUACAAAAUGCUUGUUGUUGUGUUCAGCGGUUGCGAUAAACACCAGGUGAGAUGAGCGCGGCGUCACCGGGCGCCGACCGCUUAAAUCCCAAUCAACAGGAAGUGGACUUGGACCCAGAGUCUCCCCUCAGAGUUUCCCCGGCGUCAGAAACGGGUUCUGAAGCGACGAAGACGCGACGUGACCUUCAGGGACGUUUGGAAAAGGGACAGAUUUUUAUGUAGCGAAAAAUUAAAAAAAAGGAACAAAACAAAACAAAAAAAGCUGUCGCCGGCGUUCCUGUAUGUCCCGCCCACCGCAGUCCGUUUGGACCAAUCAGAACUGGGGGCGGAGCAGCGGCGUGGUCUCUCUGGGCCGCGUUGCCAGACUUCAUCGCUUCAGAUCGCCGUUUUGUUUCCUGAGCGCCGCGUGUCGAAUAAUCCACAGAUAAUCUGGAUUGGUUGCUCUGCUUCAUCUCUCAGGGCGGGCAGGUGGGGGCGGGGUGGGGGGGCGGUGUGGAGGGGUGGGGGAGGGGGUUUGUUUUAGGAAUGUGGGAACAAAAAGGAGUAAAAUGUUUAUUUUCUUUAUAUCAGCCUUGAUUUAAACUGUUUUUGGAUUCUAUGUCAGAGUUUUUACUGCCUUUUCGUUAAAGCGAAUCAAACUACCAAAAACAAAACAAAUAAAAACAAACAAACAAA
Messenger RNA from Myripristis murdjan (pinecone soldierfish), 4194 nucleotides. RefSeq names its product glutamate dehydrogenase, mitochondrial-like. Gene Ontology annotation, molecular function: L-glutamate dehydrogenase (NAD+) activity. The coding region runs from base 490 to 2118 and encodes 542 amino acids. Lineage: Eukaryota; Metazoa; Chordata; Actinopteri; Holocentriformes; Holocentridae. The transcript has 13 exons. Gene Ontology annotation, cellular component: mitochondrion. The record is from RefSeq and is a predicted model, not a curated record. Gene Ontology annotation, biological process: L-glutamate catabolic process.